GUUUGUUAUGGCCAGAAGGCCUAUACGGUCUACCAAAACCCAUAGACGGAUGUCCAAAAACCACGUCAGUCGCGUGGGCCUCGGGACUACUGUACCAAGAUUGUGAAGACACUAAUCCAACAACUAGUAAAUCACCCAGUUACCACUUGGCAGGCUUUGUGACUAAUGACGUUCAGAGGGAGUUCUGUAUAAAGAACAAUACAAUAGAUGAUAGUACUAGACCCCCCUGGCCUAGUGGCCAGUAUUGUAUAUAUCAGAAAGGAGAUGUUUGCCCGCCUGRUCURGAUUCAGGGUGGGUUGUUUGGGACGAUGAAAGUCAAAAUAAAAACAACCACARAGGUACAUUACCGAAAGGACUGUACAAUAAUAACACGAAGAUGUAUUUCUGUUGCAGCACAAAAGGAAACAAGCUAGAAGCAAUUGACCUUCCUGUUUCAACGCCYUUUUACUUGAUUGCCUUUAAAAGCAGUGGUUGUCAAUUAGUCAGGGGGGCAAAUGUCACAAGGGAGUUUAUUUAUUAUGAAACCGAGCACGAUACAACGUCAUCUAAGAAUGAUUAUGGUGGGGCACACCCGUACGGAGCGACCAGGAUAAGAUAUGGUCACACAAUAUACUACUGCUAUUACACUCCCAAAUAUUGUCCUCGUCGUGUUAACCCUGUCAAUGGAUACAUCUAUCCCCCUCGCUGCACACAAACCAACCAGAAUGUGAUCAACGAUUCUUGUGUCGUCAAAUGUAAUCCGAGCUUUGUCGMGAAGGAUUUGAAUUCAACGAAGUCGACAUGCAGAGAAGAUGGAACAUGGGACAUAGAUAUGAUUACUGAAUGUACACCUGAUAAAACGACAACGCCCACACGAACAACUCCGUUAAAGACCACCUCUACUCAAGUGUUUACAAGCACACAACACUUAUUAUCUACUACAUUAAAACAUGGCGCUUCUGACUCCAWUGAAGGGACAAAGAAAUCUUCAACCACGUUAUGGAGCUCAGAAGUGUCUACUGAAGGGCAUGCAUUUACUCGAGCUGUUACAGAUGCAAAGAUGUCAUCAGCUGGUGCRGUCAUYGCGGGCUCAAUAUGUAUUGGYGCGGUAGCUCUUGGCGUCAUUAUAAUCGUUUUUGUAGUUCACUUUAAAAAAGAAAAAGCCAAGAAAARUAGCAACGCAAAAGGACUGAUUGACAAGUCCAAGUCACUAGAGGAACUUGUCUCUGGAGGGAGUAUAAUCCUUAAUCGAACAGCUUCAUCGGAGAAUCUCAUCUAUGCUCACACCGGGAUCAAUGAAGUACAGUUCUUUGUCAAGACAGACGAAAACCCAUUAUAUGAAAGUGCCGGGGCUACAGGAACCUGAAACGGUAGUCUUAAAGAACUGUAUAAGAAGAAAGACACAAAUUUUGUUAUAUCGUGUGCUCUUUUUGCUUGUCGUUAGUUUGAAUAAAAUAUGAAAUAUAUGUAAAGCUAGUUGUAAAAAUGUUAAUAAAAGCAAACAAGAUGUUGUUAAAAAUUGA
This is a messenger RNA of Exaiptasia diaphana, 1503 nucleotides long. RefSeq lists its product as uncharacterized. Gene Ontology annotation, cellular component: membrane. The record is from RefSeq and is a predicted model, not a curated record. Gene Ontology annotation, molecular function: wide pore channel activity. NCBI's taxonomy places the organism in Eukaryota, Metazoa, Cnidaria, Anthozoa, Actiniaria, Aiptasiidae.